Chenopodium quinoa (quinoa) is the source of this 3099-nucleotide messenger RNA. RefSeq names its product putative receptor-like protein kinase At3g47110. Gene Ontology annotation, molecular function: protein binding. NCBI's taxonomy places the organism in Eukaryota, Viridiplantae, Streptophyta, Magnoliopsida, Caryophyllales, Amaranthaceae. The transcript has 2 exons. Bases 27 to 1616 code for a protein of 529 amino acids. The record is from RefSeq and is a predicted model, not a curated record.
AGUAAAAGUUGCAUCAUAAUAACACUAUGUUCAUGUGUUAUUUGUCAUGCAUUUACAUUCUUUUCUUAGUUCCAGUAUGUUCCUAUGCCAUUAAACUAAACAAUCUUGUGUCCUCUUCGCGGCCAUCAUGUGCUGAUCAUGAAAGAUUGGCAUUGCAGCAGUUCAGGCAGAGUUUCCUGAUAAACUGCGCUGUUUCUGAUUCUGCAUAUCCAAAGGUGAAAUCAUGGUCAGGUGAGCUAACAAGGGAUUGUUGUAUGUGGGAUGGUGUUGAGUGCGAGGAGGAGACAGGUCAUGUGACAGGGCUCGACCUCAGUAGCAGCUGUCUUUAUGGAAAUUUUCCUCCUAACAGCACCCUUUUCAGCCUCAUUCAUCUUAAGAAGCUUAAUCUUGCCUUUAAUGAUUUUAACUACUCUCUCAUUCCCUCUAAAAUCGGCCAAAUUAACAAGCUACAAAAUCUUAAUCUCUCCAAUUCAUCAUUUAGCGGCCAAAUCCCAUCUGAAAUCUCAAAAUUAUCACAGCUUAAUACCCUUGAUCUUUCCAACAAUGGUGAUUCUUUAGCUAACAGCCAACUUAAUUUGAAACUUCAAGGUCGGGGUCUUGAGAAGUUACUCAGAAACCUAACUCGUAUACAGAAACUCUAUCUUGAUAUGGUUGACUUAUCUACUAAAGUUCCAAUCAUCCUCACAAAUCUAACCUCUCUAAAAGCUAUUUCCCUCCAAUACUGUAACUUGUAUGGAGAACUGCCAACAAGUCUUUUCAAAUUGCCAAAACUUGAAUUCCUUUACCUGAGUGGCAACAGAGAUCUAGCAGGAUUUUUGCCUCAGUUUCAAUCAACUAACCCUCUCAAAGAGCUGUAUCUAUUUGGCACAGCUUUUUCAGGAGAAGUGCCACCUUCAAUUGGAAAUCUUGCUCAUUUGGAACAACUCGACCUAUGUGGUUGUUAUUUCUCAGGAUCACUUCCAUCUUCUCUGGCUAACAUGACAAAACUUGCCGUUUUACUCUUAAGUCGCAAUAACUUAGGUGAAGUCCCCUUCUCUAUCACAAAUCUUACCAACCUCGAAGCUUUAGAUUUCUCAAAUCUCGAAUUCAGGCCACAAGACUUGUUUAUGCAGUUGUCCAAGCUACACAAUCUCAGUUACCUACGCCUUGCUGAGAUGAAACUAGCUACUGAGAUACCUCCUUUUAUUGCAAACUUUACAAAACUUAAUUAUCUAGAUCUUGCAUCAUCUCAGAUAAUAGGUCCAUUUCAACAAUGGUUUGCAAACCUAACCAAGCUAAGGCAACUGUAUCUAGAGAACAAUCAAUUAGAGGGUCCAAUACCACAAUGGUUUUCUCAGUUUACCAACCUUCAAUCUAUAGACUUGUCUUACAACAACUUGUUUGGCAAAUUCGAAAUUUUUUUUCAUCUAAAGAAUCUUCGUAAUCUAGCUUUAUCUCAACUCAACCUAACAUUUCCUAGUUCUACGACCAAUUCAUCUCUUCCAAAGCUCAAGCUCUUAGAACUUGAAUUUUGCAACUUGACCGAUUUUCCACAAUUCCUACAGUAUCAAAAUGAGCUGCAAUCACUAUCACUCAAAGGAAACAAAAUCAAGGGUAAUUACCACAAUGGUUGGUGAAUACAACUAAAGAGAAUCUCCUUAAAAUUGAUCUUUCCCAGAAUAAUUUGACAGGCUUUGAAAAGCCUGCAGCAGAACUUCCAUGGACCCAUUUGGAAGACUUUUGCUUCAGGGGUAAUAAGUUACAAGGACUAGUUCCUUCUCCACCAGGUUCUAUGAAGUUUUACGAUAUCUCAGAUAAUCUGUUGACUGGAGUUAUUCCCAGGCAAAUUUGCAAUGCAAAGUCUCUAAUUUCCCUUGAUUUGUCUGGCAACAACAUGACCGGACAGAUACCAGAUUGCGUGGGUCAGCUUGGUGAAUCUCUACAGCUUCUGAACCUGCGAGGUAACAAUCUCCGUGACACAAUUUCCAUAAAAUUUUCAAGAUACUGCAAACUGAAGAUGAUCAACUUGAGUCAAAUCAAUUGGGAGGUGAGCUUCCAAGGUCACUUGCAAACUGUAAAAUGCUUGAGGUACUUGAUGUUGGAAGAAAUCAAAUUAAUGAUUCUUUUCCAUCAUGGUUAGGAAUUCUCCCAAAGUUGCAAGUUCUUGUCCUGAGCCAUAAUAAAUUUUUUGGAGGCAUAAUGCAUCCGAAACCUUACCUCGAUUUCCGCUUCUUGCGCAUUAUUGACCUAUCCCACAAUCUUCAUACAGGUCAUUUACCAUCAAGGUACUUUCAAAAUUGGCAUGCAAUGAGAGAUUCAGAAGAAGAACAAUCAGGUUCAUACAAUACUCUGAUUACUUUCUACUUUAAGGUGGGAACAGAUUUAGUAAUUUCUGAACAGAAUUUCGAGUACUCGAUCACCAUAACAAACAAAGGCAACGAAAUUCUUUACCCAAAGGUUCUUAAAGUCUUUAGGGUCAUUGAUUUAUCAAGUAAUAGCUUCACGGGCAGGAUACCAGAUGUCGUUGGGGAUCUCAAGGGGCUUCAAGCACUCAACUUGUCCAACAAUAAUCUUGAAGCACUAUCACAAUUGACAUCACUAGAGGUGUUCAACAUUUCCAAUAAUGAACAUCUCAUGGGCCCAGUACCACAAGGAAACCAAUUCAAUACCUUUGAUGAUACCUCAUUCCAAGGGAACCCCGGGUUGUGUGGAAAUUUAUUAUCCAAGAAGUGUGUAAAUGAAGAUGUGCCACUGCCACCGCCAACAGUGAAUAUUGAAGAGAGCAAUGACGAUUCUGAGUUAAUUGAUUGGGUCAUCAGAUCACUGGGUUGUAUCAGUGGGACCAUAGUUGGCUUUGUAGUUGGGAAAAUCUACAUCACUGACAAGUACCAUGAAUGGUUUAUGGACACCUUCGGAAGGAGGAGGCCAACUAGGAGAGUUAGGAGAGCAUAAAGACAUAGACGAGAGAGUUCAGCUCUACAUGUUAUAUACUAGUAAUAAAGGGUAUGGUUUGUGAUGGAAUAUUGAAGUUCUUAUGUAAAUCUACUUCCUAUGGUCUUAAUAUCACUAGCUUGUACAUAGUUUGCUACAUCAAUAAUAAUAUGGUACUUCAUGAGAAAA